Ciona intestinalis (vase tunicate) is the source of this 1167-nucleotide messenger RNA. The record is from RefSeq and is a predicted model, not a curated record. Lineage: Eukaryota; Metazoa; Chordata; Ascidiacea; Phlebobranchia; Cionidae.
GGCAGGUAUUGUUAACCUUUAGCAAGAGAACAUUAUAAAUAGAAAUAAUGGCUUAUAAUCCUGGGAUGGAGUUGGACAUGGGAUGGGUGAAUGGGGCAGUUGUUGACUUGCCUGCUGUGAAUAGAAGAGCUGCUACACUACUGACUAAAAGAACUGUAAAGAAAUCAUGGCAAGCAGCGUGGCUGUUGCGUGCCGUCACUUGCAUUGACUUGACAACUUUGUCGGGUGACGACACAGUCACUAAUGUGCAGAGGUUGUGUUUCAAAGCUUGUAAUCCAAUCAGGCAGGAUCUGCUCGAUGCAAUGGGUAUGGGGGAUUAUGGGAUUACAGUUGGAGCGGUGUGUGUGUAUUCAGCAAGGGUUAAAGACGCUGUGCAAAGCUUGAAGCAGGCAGGAGGUGCAGCCAUUCCUAUUGCUUCAGUUGCCACAGGUUUCCCAGCUGGUCAAGUCCCCUUUGAAACAAGAUUAAAGGAGAUUUCUAUGGCUAUAGGACUUGGGGCGACUGAGAUUGAUAUUGUGAUUUCAAGGGACCUCGCUUUGAGUGGAGAUUGGGGGAAAGUUUAUGAAGAAAUAAAAGCUUGCAAAGCAGCUUGCGGGGAGAAUGUGCAUCUGAAAACAAUUCUUGGUACAGGAGAUCUUGGAACUUUGACAAAUGUUUAUAAAGCAAGUUUAGUUGCCAUGAUGGCUGGGUCAGAUUUUAUCAAAACAUCAACAGGCAAAGAAGGAGUGAACGCAACAAUGCCUGUAGGUUUAACCAUGGUGCGGGCAAUUCGGGAAUAUUUUCAUAAAACUGGAUUCAAAGUUGGGUUUAAACCAGCUGGUGGGAUAAGAACGGCUAAAGAUUCGUGCGCGUGGCUUGCGUUGAUGAAGGAAGAGCUUGGAGACGAAUGGAUGAGAGCGGAUCUCUUCAGGAUUGGAGCGUCAUCUUUGCUGACAGACAUUGAGCGUCAGCUUUAUCACUUUGUCACUGGUCGUUACGCAGCUGCUCAUCAGCUGCCAAUGGCUUGAUGUGAUAAUGGUGGUUUGUGAUGUCAUAAUAGAGAUUUUGAUAGUUAUUAUGAUGUCAUGAUAGUGGUGUAGGGGGUUGUACAGAAUAAGUAUCUGAUCUUAAUUAAAUGGUGCUUUUAAUAUUUUUUGAAAAACCUGAUUAAGUUGUAAGUUCAUCCAC